Fimicolochytrium jonesii is the source of this 5953-nucleotide messenger RNA. RefSeq names its product Golgi CORVET complex core vacuolar protein 8-domain-containing protein. Bases 287 to 5884 code for a protein of 1865 amino acids. Gene Ontology annotation, biological process: endosomal vesicle fusion; protein targeting to vacuole. NCBI's taxonomy places the organism in Eukaryota, Fungi, Chytridiomycota, Chytridiomycetes, Spizellomycetales, Powellomycetaceae. Gene Ontology annotation, cellular component: late endosome; HOPS complex. Gene Ontology annotation, molecular function: protein binding. The record is from RefSeq and is a predicted model, not a curated record. The transcript has 9 exons.
CAGCAUUUGGCAUGUCGACUUGAACAAGCAACUCCGUGGGCAUCAUAGGCUCUUCAGACAACAGAAACGCACAGCUCAAUUUUAAGGCUUCUUCCAAGCCGUGAGAGCAUAAAACCGAACUUUCAUAGUUGAUUCUCCGUCCUUUGAAGCUCCGUGCGGUGUCGGAGAACCGCUGACGAUCAUAGCCAUCUUGCAACCUCGAGUCGAAAAGCACAGAAUUCCGUCGAUGCACACAACGACACCGGCUUUGUACUGAAGGUCGAAGAAGCUCUUCCCGGGGGAAUAGAUGAACCCAAGUCUGGCCCAUGGUGGCUCACAACGAGAGUUACAUAUGAGUGAUCUUUCCAGCGUCGAAGGCUUUCCCACGGAAUCACCACGAGAGAAUGUUGACGCCGGGUCGGAAGACGGCUCAACCUCAACGAGUUCACAGGUACCUCAAGGUGCUUCUAACGGCGCUGAGCGGAAUGCACCAACGCGGGCAGGGAAUGACUAUGCAAAGUGGCGACCAUUUGGGACGGGCUUCAAAUUGCCGGGAUGGGGCCGUCGCAACACGGCACAGGCGUCGUUGGGCAGUUCGCCACGGGAGAGUAGCCGGCUGUCGAAUUCCAGUCUUCCCGAUAGGACGGCAGGGAGCGGAAGUUUGGAAAGGUCGGAGAGACCUUCGGUAGCACGUUCCUCGACAUACCAAAUUGCACCGAGUCGCAGCUGGGAAGAUGAACCAGAGCCGGAACAUGUGGAAGAUCCACUAUCUGAGAUCACCAAUGGGUUUGCUGAGCUUUUGAUUCCAGGAGAGAUUUCAGAAGUAAGCCAAUCGGUACUGCGAUCGAAGAUGGCUGCAUUGGAGACUUUACACCGCGAGAUCCUGCCCCAUCUAAAUGGGCCAAAUCCGUUGCAAUGUGAGCGAGCGAAGACACUGUUGGAAAGUAUAAUCGAGGAGAUCGCCGUGUAUGGAGAGUUUUUGGACAUCGAUGAUGUCGAGGAUGGUGAAGAACUCCUUGCUGACACGAAUGCCGAAACUUUGAACUACGUCGUGGUGAAAGCGUCAAAGUUCAGCCAUGCCAGCACAAACGCUACCAACUCCGCCGAGGAUAGCUCAUCCGAACGAUCCUCCGAAGCCAGCGCGUACUCCACACCGCUAGCUCAGUCUCCACGGCCGCCCGCUCAUAUGCGGACCAUGUCGAUUUCGACACUCGCGUCGAUGACCUCGUUAUCAUCGUCACCUGCCGCAUCCCUACCUCUGAGCUUCUCCAACGAAAGUCAACCAGGAAGGUCUGGCAACGUCAUCAGCGUUCCACCAGGUCCGAACGACGUUCUGCGAUGGACAUCCUUGCAGCGGCUCUCAUUACAGCUGUACACUGGUGCAAUGAGACAAAAGGUCGGCAAACCGACCGUCAUGGCGAUAUCAGGCGGGGCUGGGAUCGUCAUUGGCACGUCUCGCUCUAUGGUUCUAGUGUACGAUUUUGCGCAGACUCUGAAGGUGAUUAUCGGUGACCCUCGUGAGUCAACAGAUCUGGGACCUGUAACAGCUAUAUCCAUCGGGAUCGAUCAUAAGCAGAUUGUAUGCGGAUAUGCGCAUGGGUGCAUCCGUGUCUGGAAUCUUCUGAGGCAGACGGUUUUGAGGAAUAUUCCACCAGUUGCCGCGGAAGACGAAGGCGCAAGUAGACCUGAGGGGCACGUUCAGGGAGCAUCAAUCAUCCACAUUGCAUUCGUCGGCACAAAAGGUGCUUUUGUAUCUGCCGAUAACGAGGGAAAUGCGUUUCAUCACGGUGUGCCGUUGAUGGUGGUUGUAGGAGCAUAUAGCAUGACUCGGUUGCUACCCAGCUCUCGCAGCCCCGCAACUCCUUCCGUCAUCUACGCCAUGGCUGCUCUUCCUCGCAUCGUCGGCCAUUACAAACACCCUGGAGAUCAAUCGCAUCUUGUGGCAUUCUCAACUUCUCAUCAGAUGGUGAUCAAAAGCAUGAAGCCGCAACCGCAAACGCAAUUCAAAAUGUCCUGGGCCCGUGGGACUUCGGCGUCGAAGUUGGUUGACGACCGCGCAUGUGGGAUUGCUUGUCUAGCGUGGAGUCCCUUGCUGAAACGUUCGACAGAAGGCAAAUACACUAGGUUGUGCGAUCCUCUAUUAGCUUGCUCGUUUGAAAAACAGCUGCGAAUCUUACGAGUGACAUAUGGAGCUCCUACCGUUCCAAAUCUGAAGAGGCAAGACGCGUCGAUAUCCACACCAAUAGACUACAAGAUGCAUGGGGAUUGGCUAGGAGACGAUGUCAUUGUUGCACUUCAGUGGGUGGACGAUAAGCUUCUCCUGCUACUGACCGAGAACCAAAGCCUGAUCCUGCUGGAUGUGACGCUGAUGAAGGAAGUUGACAGAACGGAUGUCAAACCUCGCAUGAUCCUAUCGGCGGACUACUUUACGAAGGGUGCGCCCAGUACGGCCUUGGCGGCCUACUAUCCAAGUAUAAAAUCAUUCAAAGGCCGUUUGUUUAUUCUGGGCCAACGAGAAGUUACCAGCGCAAGCAGACUUUCGUGGAUGGACCGUUUGAAAGCGCUGGUAGUCACGGGUCAUUUUCAAGGUGCCAUCGAACUAGGGAUGACGUACUUCAGUGGAAAGGCAAAAAAUGCUGUCACUGGCUUACCAGUCGAUGAGAAUGGACGGCAGACAGUUGUCGGGGACUAUCUGGCUGAGCUCUUGCAAACUUACAUCAAGAUGUCCAUGGCCAGCUACGAGCCUCAGCCGCCGGAAGCAGAUGAAGCGGAAGACCUCGCGACGUACCGACAAUUGGCCGUCGCAGCCUUUGACACAUGCCUUGGAAUCGAUCGAGACGCACUUCUUUUCGGCGACAUCUACGAAGAGUUCUGCGAGAAGGGCCUAGGACACGUUUACUUGGAAGUGCUGGAGCUGUAUAUCCUUGACGAACGGGUUACCGCCUUUAGCAGUCCCGUCACUGUGCAAGAUUUCAUUUCCCACUACGAGAACAAGGGGUGGCUGGACAGGCUGGCACAAGUGAUCCUGCACUUGGACACCGCAACCCUCGACGUGCAUGGCAUCAUCACUGUCUGUCUUCGCCACGGCUUGCAUAGCGCCCUCAUCUACGUGUACACGCGCGUGGGAGAUUUUGUGAUGCCCAUCAUUGAGAUCCUCCGCUUGAUGGUCUCAACCCCCGAAAGCGCUGCAGUUGCAAACGGCGAUUCAGCGAAGAAGGAAUCGACAAGUACGUCACGGAGGGAAGCCGUGUACACAUUAUACGUUUACCUCUCCUACGUACUGACUGGGAAAGCAUUUCCAAUCGGCACACUCGAAAGCGCCGAAUCUUUGCAAGCUCGCAACGACGUUUUCAGCUUUCUCCUCUCCCCAUUGUUCGCAUCCUGGCCGCCCGGAUCCGACUCUCGGCAACGACUGGGCACCGAACCGUAUCCAUACCUACGGCUACUCUUCAACCAUGAUCCCGAGGAGUUCUUGAAAGUCGUUGCCGUAGUCAUGUCCGAUUCGACACUUGAUUCGGAUGUCCUGGCCAUCAAAUCCAAUGUGUUUGUUGCUGAUACCGAUGGCUUAGGGAGGUACACUGACCGCUUUGUAAUCGGGAGACAGAGUAUCUUGGACGCUCUGUUUGUGGUUAUUGAUGGCGAGACUUGGCUCAUUGACGACGAGCCAUUAGAAGAUCGCGCUGACCAUGGGAAUGAUGCGGCAAACGACGACCAAAGAACGAUCUUCUACUGCUUUGUUGCUCGAACAUACGCACGCUAUCAUACUUCAAUAGCUUUCCCAACACACGUCCUGGGCCGCAUCAUCCUGCAGUUGACAUUGGGACCCGAUCACGAGAGUCUCGGUCGCGACGAGCGUCAACGCGCGGUCGUGGCCAUGCUGACUACCGCAAAGGAUUUGAUUGACGCAGAGUCCAAAGCGUAUCUCGACCACUUCAAGAACGCAGGAUUUUGGCGGGCGUAUGAAGUUGUCAUCCGUAGGCACCGACGCUUUGAGCUUCUGCUCGAAUGCUACAUCAAUGAUCCAGAUCGUGCAACCGAAGGGUUUGCUGCUCUGCGGCAACUGAUAGACAGUCGGGAUGAGCUGUCACGGAAGCAAGUGGAUGCGGUCAAGCGCAGCGCCAUGGAUCGGAUCGGCGACCUAGUGCAAAUCGAUGAGAUCUCCACGGCAGACUUGGUGGAUGCGAUUUGGCCUGCCGACCACAAGACUGUUAUCGCCUCCUUAUCGGCGGACACCGAUGCGUUGUUCAAAUACCUUUCCGGCUUACUGGACGCGGAAUGGGUUCAGAGGGAACGUCCGUCGAGAUCAUCCGGCAGCUACUCUCAAAACCCUCGAACUCGCGUGAGUGCCGAGAUUCACGAGCGGUAUAUCGAUAUUCUCGGCUCAAAACAUCCCAACCAUGUUAUUGAGUAUCUGGAAAGCCUUUUUGCGGGCCAAGCGGGCUUCCCAUAUGAUUUUGAUCGAGUAUUCAACCUGUGCAAGAAGCAUGACGUGAUUGAUGCAGCCGCCUGGCUGCUGGAGAAGAGUGGCAAUUGGGAUGGGGCUCUGUCGGUUAUAUUGAAGAGCAUUGAGGAGGAUGUGGAGUCGAUUCUGAAUGGCACGUCAUUGGAAAGCGUUGACGGAGACGUGUCCGAGAGAGCGAUGGCAGACGUGAUUACAGUGAAGGUUGAUAUGGGGUUGAACCUAUGCAGACGUCAUUACGCGAAGACGGAGUCGAGAGAUAGGGAAACGGUGUGGUUCCGCUUAUUGGACUCGAUCGUGGAGAUGCAGCACCUUACAAGUUCGGCGAAACCUCCUACGGACGGUGUCCCGCUGGAUGUCAGCAAUGGAGAGGCAGGUGCGGACGCAUCUGUCGCAAAGCCGUCAGACCGCGACGCCCUUCACGAGAUCCUAAAAGCCCGGACUCGAGACAUCCUCUACGCGAUGGUAGGACACGUUUCCCUCCCCUCCAUCCUUCUCCGUAUCGUUCAAUCCCAACGCAGCGCCACAUUCGGCGAACACCGCGACAUCAUCUUCUCCAUGCUGGAAUCAUAUACAUACGAGCGUGAGCUCCUCCAAGCCACCAACCGCGUCAUGGCCGCCGACGUACAUGCCAAUCACGUCCGUAACGCUAGACUCCGCUCGGAGGCUUUCCGACCUGCUCGUGGGCAAUGUCCGCUUUGCAGGCGACUCCUGCACGUCCGCGCCAUGUCGGAGGCGGAACGCUCCGCGAAGAAUAAGGUGGUGAUAAUGCCCUGUCGACAUGCGUUUCAUGCGGCGUGUUUGCAAGCCGAAAUGGAGAAGUUUGCGCGGUUGGAGGAGUGGGAUGGUACGGGGGACGUGCAGAAUGGCACAGCUUGGUGUGUUGUGUGCGCAAGAACCAGGGGACGUGUGAAAGCCUUGGCAAAGAAGAAGGCGUUGGCAGUAGCGACUUCCCUGAGAAAAGGGAAGGGCAAAGAGACGGACACGACAGCCGAAACCCCGACCCCAGAGGGAGAUCCCAACAGCUCCUCCGCCUACGUCCACGAAUCCCAAGCACACCUAUACCACGCGCUCUCAAUCAACCGAUACUCCACCAACGCAAUCUUCAACCUCCUCCGCACCGACGCCAAGCGCCACCAGGCGCACGCAACAUCAGCACUCGCCAACGCCGGUGAAUCCAGCCCGCUCUCUGACUCAUUCGACGAAGAUGGGGUCAUCGACUAUGGGGACCACUCGCCUUACAACAGUCACCAUCACCAGCAUCCGGACGACGCCAAAUCUGUGGCGUCAACUUCGCCGAGCAGAGCGUACCAUUCGCUUGUGAGGCAUUCGCAUGAUAAUCUGGGCCUAGGGCUUUCGUAUAACCAAGCGCUGUCGCAUCUGGCGUCGUCGGGCAAGUACUCGCUGGCGUUGGCGCCGCCGCCUGUAAAUGACGACGACCUGUAGGGCGUAACUGAGUGACUUCGCACCCAGGCUCCAUGGCUGGCCAUGGAACCCCUCUGCUUUAAUUCCCAA